This is a messenger RNA of Cherax quadricarinatus, 1494 nucleotides long. The record is from RefSeq and is a predicted model, not a curated record. Lineage: Eukaryota; Metazoa; Arthropoda; Malacostraca; Decapoda; Parastacidae.
AUGAGCAGUCGUGGACGCUCAUUGAGGAGACUACAGUCUCAGACGGAAUUUCCGUUCAAAAUGGGCUUCUACACAACACUUCUACUGCUUCUACCUUCACUAGUUGCGGCACGAAAGCCAUCAACUCAGGGAUGCUGCUUCGGCACUUCAACUCUAAAACACGGAGAAGUAGCACUCAGUCUUCCUUCCUGCUGCCUCUCGCUAGUCUGUGAGAACGGACUCAUUCAAAAACACUUCGUCGGCGGCCCAGGAGCCUCUCUAUGCUGUGAAUUCGAUGGAUUAAUGUAUCAAAACGGCUCUAAGCUGGUAGCUCAGUGCAUCCCCUUAGUGUGUGUUGGCGGUGCCUGGACGCCAACUCAAAAGAUUGAAGAAUGCUGUAAACACUGCUACUUGUACAACGACCCACACAUUAAGACUUUCGACGGUUACUACUACAACUGGAAUGGAUUGUGCAACUAUUCUCUUGCCCAAAGUGACUUCAGCUACACUCCGGAAGUUGGGGUCUACAGUACCUUCCAGUUCUGCAAAGGUCACGCUUCAUGCCUCUCACAAACCACCUUUAAGGACAACGCUCAUACAGUGAUCACAAUUGAUUGCAGCUCGACAACCUUUGAUUUGUCAAUGGCGAUAAAUACACUGUACCACAAACGGUGUGUGGCUAAUGUUCAGUCUUCACAAGGUGCUCAACCAGUCCUGACAUGGAGAGAGACUGAUUGUAUUUACUUCCUGGGGUCUUCAAAAAUUGUGAUUCAACACUGCCCUGGUCGCCUCCACAUAUGGGCCUACCCCAGCCACACUAACCACCUAGACGGCCUGUGUGGUCACUUCAACUUCUACGAAGUGGAUGACUUCACAGACGACACCGCCGUCUAUCAACUCCAGUCCUUUCCUCUGGCUUUCCCAGAGUCUUGGCGGACCCGGCAUCAGGUUAAUACCCAUUGUUUACACUGCAACGGCUGUGACGCUCAAACUGCAGUGGACCCAUGUCAGCCAGCACCACUGAAGGAAGACUUGGCUCAGUGCCAAAGCUUAAUGAACCCCAUUAUAGGCAGGGACGUGGAGCUGGAGCCUCACGUUGAGGCGUGCGCCUGGGACUUGUGUAUGAUGCGAAGUACUGGAGCCACAGCCUCUCAGAUGUCAGACUGGCUAAUACAGCUUCAGAUUAUCCUCCAGCAAAUCAAGCUUAUCUUCGCAAGAACUCGUGAUUCAUGGGUGCCACAUGGUCCUCCUUCCUCCGGCACUUGUUCACCCGGCUCCUCGUGGAUGACAAACUGCAACACUUGCAGCUGUACCAGCCCAGGCACCCUAGUGCUUGCACAAAUUGUUUUAUGUCCCUUCUUGGCUGUCACGCAAAUUUGCACCAAACUGGAAUCAAGAUACAUGUGGUUCCACCUGGCCUUUUGUCCCACUGAUGUUAAUGGCCCUGUCACUGGGAUCGCUGCCCCACAUUUGCCCCCUGUAUUCCACAUAGACUGCCCCGCACAUGCCAAGUAG